AUGGAUGAAAUGGAAAUGUUAAACUCCGUACCAUUUGAAAGUUUUUUUAGAACUGAAAUUCGGAUAUUGCGGUACAUGGGGUUGUCAUAUUUCAAUCGCGUGUUUUCAAACAAAGAAGAAAAUGAAAAAUGGUGGGAAAAAAUAACUCCAUUAUUUGGUAUUUUAAUAAUGAGCUUAUUGAUAUCUAUGGAAAUAAUGAAAAUUAUACGCGUUAUAUCUAUCAGUAUUACUCUUGCUGCUGGAAUAUUUACAGCAAUGCUUUCGGGUAUGCUUUGUACAUUCAAGGCAGUCAGAUGCUGGACACAUCGAAAAGAACUUUUUGAUUUUAUACGACAGCUUAAAGUUUUUUGGGAUACUGCAUCUUCAAAUAAAUUGAUAACAAAAAAUGAAUUAAAGAGUGCACUUUAUGCUAGAUCAUUAAGGAACUAUGUGAUAGUUUUGGUGUUUGCAUUAGCAUUUAGUUAUGCUUUUCCAGUUUAUGUCGGAAUUUGCAAACACUUUCUCUACCAUCGUGAUGAAUAUUUUUUCACUUUCUCAAGAAUAAUGUACCCAGUAAAAUAUCCGUUUACCAUUAACUCAUUUUCGAGAUAUUUUAUGUGUCUCUUUUUUGAACAAGUAUCAGAAAUUUUAGCUAUCGUUUAUUGGCUUUGUGGAGACAUAUUGUUCAUCCAAUUGACAACACACGUUAGCAUUCAAUGCGAGAUAUUGGUUAAUAGGUUACAUGAUCUUAAUAAAGAUAAUUCUUCUGACGAUGAAGGAAGUCGUCGAUAUUUCGUAGAUAUUGUUUUACAGCAUAAUCAAUUGUUUUCACAUUGCCAAUGGCUCCAGAGAUUUUUUAGCCCGAUUGCUUUCUUUGUUACAUUAAUCAAUGGACUCAAUCUUUGUUUUUCUUUGUAUCGUGUAGAUCAACAAGUCAGUCAAGGUAAUUGGAGUCAUCUUAUCGAAAAUACGAUACAUUUAAUAAAUGUUUUUGGACAGACAAUUUUGUAUUGCAUGCACGCUGAUUUGUUAACUGAAAAACUAGGUGAAGUUAAUAACGCAAUUUAUUAUUCUAAUUGGGUUCAAUCCAAUAAAAAAUUAAAAAUGAUGGUUUUAAUGAUAAUGAGACGAGCCCAAAAAGAAUAUCGUUUUACAGUUUAUGGAAUUAUUACUCUUAAUCUCCGUCAAUUUACGAAGAUUGUGAAUACAGCGAUGAGUUAUUUUACAUUAUUGAGGAGUUUUGGUUAA
Molecule: messenger RNA, 1227 nt
Organism: Microplitis demolitor
Lineage: Eukaryota; Metazoa; Arthropoda; Insecta; Hymenoptera; Braconidae
Product: odorant receptor 94a-like
Exons: 8
Coding region: 1-1227 (408 amino acids)
Biological process (GO): sensory perception of smell; detection of chemical stimulus involved in sensory perception of smell
Cellular component (GO): plasma membrane
Molecular function (GO): olfactory receptor activity; odorant binding
Source: RefSeq, a predicted model, not a curated record